UUCUCCUCCUCCCCUCAUCACUACCUAGCACGUCUUUCCUGCCUUUCCCCACUUUACACUGUCUGGCCCUGUUCCUCCCGCUCUCUUUCUCCAAAAUAACUACGGCAUGCUAUGGCGCUUUUCGCAAAUCACAACUCUGUCUACGUGGCGCUGCACAUCCCUCUUAUUCACUAUCUUUUCUCAUUCUUCGAUUUCACCUCUCCUGUUGCAGGCAUCGGGGCUUCUGCAGGAUCGGCGUCCGGACUCAUACCCUCUUACGAUGUUUUGUAUUAUACCGGGGUACGUGCAUACUUUAGCGAGGAGUGGGAGAAAGCCGCGGAGCUGCUCGAAAAGUCGAUGACGACCCGGGAGGCUCUGUUUCGGACACGACGGCAGUGCCAUGAAGAAUGUCUGCCAGCGGGACAUGACAGGCUCCCAAAACUGGGUGUGUUUGUGUUUACUGUGUUGUAUGUGGUCGAUUCAUAGGACACCGAGAAAGGGAAUGUGUGGGAUCUAUGGGCAGUGGACUGGGUCCAGCGGCGGGCUGAGUGUGUGCGGUUCUGUUUGGGACGGGCUGUCACUCCUGCAGGACAGCUUCCUGUGUCUGCCGACAUCGAGUACGAGUUUAGCACCCGGAACCCCUAUAACUUCCUCCAGGUCGUCUACUGGAAUCUAGGGAAAGUACAAAAGGCGGCGUCAGCAGCCCACACAUUCUUCGUGGCCAACCCCAGCCACCUGGAGAUGAGGAACAACAUUGAGAAGUAUAGACGGAUGGAGGGAGUAACAGAGGACGCAUUCCAGGAUAGAGAGAUGGAGACAGAGAAACACUGGGUCCUGUAUGACUCCGCCCUCACCUCUGAGGCCUCCUUUGAUUGGACGCACGCCGUGGAGAAAUGGAGGGAGUGUGUGAACGAGACACUGAGACAGACUGAUGAGUGUAGGGCGCAGUGUGAGGUCGCCUCACAGCGGCUCCCUGGGAACAGAGGAGAGGAUGGAAUGGACGGGGUGUUUGAGAAGGCUGCAGCACUCUCCCUCUCCCUCCUGUCCUGCCAGCAGGCCUGUGUGACCCAGGUGGCAACGCGACCCGGAAGGAUUUCAGCCCAGGAGGACCUCCUACCCACACAGCUGGAGCAUCUACACAGUGCACAGUUCAAAGCGGGCGAUCUAGGAGGAGCGGUGUGUUCUCUGCGGUCUCUCCUCCUGUUCUACCCCUCAGACAAAGACUCCCUCAGUAACCUAGAGCUCUACACAGAGACACUAGGAGGUGACACUGAGGCACACGGGACAAAGCCCUUCCAGGAGAUAGCCAGGUAUGUGAGCCGCUCACUGCAGGAGAAAAAGCUACUCUACUUCGGAAUGGAAAACCUCAACUUUAAUUUCACCGACCCGGAUCUCUGGACUCCUGAGGAGGUUGUUCCUGAAUUUCUAAAAGACACAUGGAGAGCAGACAAGGAAGUGCUGAAUGAGAAAAUGAAGGAGGGAGAGAAAGAGGUGGAGAUGGACGAUAGUGGAUUCUAUGCAGGGGGUCCCGUACCUCAGGUUGGUGUCACCAUCAGCAUGGACGACAAUUCUUUAAAUGGAACUAAUCGCGUCAUGCUGGACGGAGUUCUAGAUCAGAAGGAAUGCGAUACAGUACUGCGCCUAGCUACCACUGCUGCGUCCGCUGGGGAUGGUUACCGGGAGCGACGGUCCCCACACACUCCACAUGAGAAGUUUGAGGGCCUGACUGUCCUCAGAGCUGUCAAGUUGGCUCAGGACGGCAUGGUGAACCAAUCAGACGCUAAGCUUCUGCAUGAGAUGGGGGAGAGGGUGAGAACCCUCCUGCACUCCUACUUCAGGAGCCCCUCAGGGCUCCAUUUCUCCUACACACAUCUAGUGUGCCGCAGUGCCAUCACAGGGGACCAGGAGGGGAGACUGGACCUGUCUCACCCUGUUCAUGUGGACAACUGUCUACUGGAACCUGAGACCAGACAGUGCUGGAGAGAACCACCUGCCUUUACACACAGAGACCUGAGCGCUGUGCUUUAUCUGAACGACGACUUUGACGGUGGGGAGCUCUUCUUCACAGACAGGGAUGCCAAGACUGUCACAGCCCGGGUGAAGCCCACCUGUGGUCUACUGGUGGGGUUCUCCUCCGGUCCUGUCAACCCUCAUGGUGUGACCGCUGUGACCGCCGGCCGCAGGUGUGCACUGGCCCUCUGGUUCACCAAGGAGAAGCACCACAGGGAUAUGGAGAGGGAGGAGGCCGAGGCCCUGUGGGCUGCGGAUGGACAGAGUGUGACGAAAGGAGGAGAAGUCAAAGAGGAGGGAAGAGAGGGCACCGCUUCCCCUGCUCGGAGUGGUAGAAGCGGAAGCCAGUCGUCGAGGAGUAGAGGGAGGGGCAGGGUGACAGGGGGAAAGGACGAGCUGUGAUGAGCUGCUGUGAUGGAUUUAAAGACUGAACCACCCACGCUGAACAACGGGGUAGUCCUGUUCACCUCCCUGUCCUACUUGGUGGACCGUCCCGGUCCAGCCACCAGUCCCCUCUCCCAAAAGACCAUGAACUCUUCUCUAUUUUUACACCAGGCUUUUCAAUCCCUACCCACGCUCUCUCGCUACCUCUUUUCCUCUCUCUCUCUGUGAGACCAUUUGUGAAAGAAGGUAUUUUUUGUGCAUCUUUCCAUCCCCUCCAUUGACAAUCAGUCCAUUUGUGUUACAGUGUAGGCCUUAGUGUUUGCUGUGUGUUACAGUGUAGGCCUUAGUGUUUGCUGUGUGUUACAGUGUAGGCCUUAGUGUUUGCUGUGUGUUACAGUGUAGGCCUUAGUGUUUGCUGUGUGUUACAGUGUAGGCCUUAGUGUUUGCUGUGUAAUAAUUGUUACAUACCUGCUGGAGAAAAGUAAGAGAAAUUGAAUAAAAGGUAUUCAAAAUGGCGGAGAGAGUGGCAAGAGUGGGAAUGAAAAGGCCAUAGCCGAGGUGCUUCUGAAGUGGCAUCUCCCCUCUGUCGGGAAAGAGGUAUAAGUGGGAGAGAGAGAAUUUAGAAAUCCCCUUUAUUGGGUCAAUGCCAUACAUUGCACGUUAAAACCAUGACCUAUUAUACAUUGACAUCCACAACCCUGUCCAAGGUUAAAAGAUCAACCCCAAACAUCCUGCAUGAUCAACUGUUUAACCCUUUACACGUAAAACGCUAUCCACGACGUCAGAGCUCUGGCUUUGCGCUUCACAGCGCUGUAUGGGUUUUGACUGACCGCCGUUUUGGAUUUGAGCACCGCGCACGACAAGACGUUGCCCCCGGAUCCCACCUGGUAAUUGGGCCACCUUCGCAAAUGUUUUGUUGACUGAGUGAGCGAAACGCGGUAAAUUACGAUGACUCAAUGUAUUCUGAAAGAUGAGACGUUGAGGGUUAUAAUAAAUACAGCUUUGAUGUCAUACAAGCAAGACAAACACCCAUAGGGACCAAACGUGCACUUCACAUUUCCAAAUCAUAAAACUCAUGUCAUAUACAGUGUCAACGUUUAUGAUCACUAUGUUUGAUGUACAGUUAGAAGAUGACAUGGCGUCAUACCCUGGGUUGUUCUGAACAGAAUGAGUUUACGUUUGUUUAUUGUUAAGAAAAUGUGCCGUGGCACGCGCUCCUCCUCAUGACUCCUUUCAAUGCGCACCAAAAUGACGAUCUGUUUCUCUGAAUUGCCUUGUGAAAGCCUAACACUGGAAGAUCGUACAAAACGGGUUGGCAACAGAACAAGCUUUCAAAUCACGCUCACCUGACCCAGAUUGUAAUUUUACAAUGGACCGUUUUUGGAUUGCGUAAAAACAACACCAGUAAUUCUGUGAUGGCAGGUGAUGCAGGGUUGCUUUCCAAACCAAACAACCACAAGUGUGCUUGCUCUAGUUCCUCAACGGCACAGCUGGGAGAGCAUUUUCCAGGAAUAUCUUUUCAUAAUACUGAAUGUAUCUAGAUCAUUUUCUGAUUUCGUUGUCAACAAAAGCGGCGAAAAGUACAGUAAAUGUCAAAUGCA
This is a messenger RNA of Oncorhynchus mykiss (rainbow trout), 3974 nucleotides long. Lineage: Eukaryota; Metazoa; Chordata; Actinopteri; Salmoniformes; Salmonidae. The record is from RefSeq and is a predicted model, not a curated record.